Messenger RNA from Colletotrichum navitas, 1475 nucleotides. RefSeq names its product pyridoxamine 5'-phosphate oxidase. The coding region runs from base 376 to 1185 and encodes 269 amino acids. Lineage: Eukaryota; Fungi; Ascomycota; Sordariomycetes; Glomerellales; Glomerellaceae. Gene Ontology annotation, biological process: pyridoxine biosynthetic process. Gene Ontology annotation, molecular function: pyridoxamine phosphate oxidase activity; FMN binding. The transcript is spliced from 2 exons. The record is from RefSeq and is a predicted model, not a curated record.
GGAACAUUCUGCUCUUGGAAUGUGCCAUGUGGGGUCCGACGUCUUCCAUUCGAGUCUUUGUGCCCCUCAUUUCCCCCAAAAGCAUCAUAGGAGUGGUGGGAUCAUGACAUAAACACUUCCUCGUGUUGGAGUCACCUCAUUUGUUUUCCUCGCCCUUUCCUGUCCCCUUGCUGCAACGACGAAGGGAGAGCCCGCGAGACACCCACACCAAUUGCUCGGCUACUCACACGUUGCCGAUUGUCGCGACCACUUAUUAUUUUUGGUAUCUUGUUACCAAUCAGACAGGCAAGAGGGCGGGGUUUCGGGCUAACUGUGAGCUGGCAGAUACGGCGGCCCCGCGCAAGAUAGCCUGGAGCUCUGUGUGAAGCAAGUCGUAUGAGGCCCAGCCUAGCCCACCGAUUAUCGCGAUCGCUCAAGAUGGCUCUUCACCCGCCUCCCGAGAGCGACAAGCUCAUUUUCGCGCCCGCCGGCUCGGCGCAGAACACCCGCGCAGACCAGUUCACCCUCUCGACCCUCUCGCGCGCCUCCCUGCACCCGUCGUCGCCGGUGCCGCAGUUCCACGCGUGGUUCACGGCGGCGCAGGAGUCCCACGCGGUGGCGCACCCGGAGACGUGCACGCUCUCGACGGCGUCGCUGCCGUCGGGCCGCGUGUCGGCGCGCAUGGUGUACCUCAAGGAGCUCGACGCGCGCGGCGGUUUCGUCGUAUACACGAACCUGGGCACCUCGCGCAAGGCGGCGGACCUGGCGACCAACCCGCACGCGAGCCUGACGUUCUGGUGGGAGGCGCUGCAGCGGCAGGUGCGCGUCGAGGGUGUCGCCGCCCGGCUGAGCCCCGAGGCGAGCCAGGCCUACUUCGACACGCGCGUCCGGGGCAGCCGGCUGGGCGCGUGGGCGAGCCGGCAGAGCCAGGUGCUGGAGCCCCGGCCCGACGCCGAAGGCGAAGACGGCAGGCCGGACGACGGGCGGGCGCAGCUCGAGGGGUGGGUCGGCGAGGUCGAGGAGCGAUUCCGCGGUGAGGACAAGAUCCCCGUGCCCGACUUCUGGGGCGGGCUGCGCAUCGUGCCGGACAGGGUCGAGUUCUGGCAAGGCCGGGAGAACCGGCUGCACGACCGGUUCGUGUACGACAAGGUCGAGGGCGACGAGCAUGGGGAGGACAAGUGGACUAUCAAUAGGCUGAGCCCUUGAGCUGCCCAUUCCUGACGUUUUUUACCCGGCAGGUGUCUCUCUCAGUUGGGUUCCAGGACAUCCGUACCGCGUACAUCCCAUCAAAAGUUAGAUCCUCAACCGCCUCACAAAGUCCUAUCAGGGGGGGGGCAUCCCCAACCCAGACCACGAAAAGAAAAGAAAGACGAUGGCAUCAUUGGGGCAGCUCAAUCCCGACUGGAACCAUGUUUGAAGUGCGAAACUCAACGCUGUCUUUCUUCAGAGACUACAUUACCAAAUAGGGUAUGUUAAAAUAAAGCGAAAAGCCACGA